Molecule: messenger RNA, 1815 nt
Organism: Colletotrichum truncatum
Lineage: Eukaryota; Fungi; Ascomycota; Sordariomycetes; Glomerellales; Glomerellaceae
Product: tripeptidyl peptidase a
Biological process (GO): proteolysis
Molecular function (GO): serine-type endopeptidase activity; tripeptidyl-peptidase activity
Source: RefSeq, a predicted model, not a curated record
AUGGCUCUUCUCAAGACAAUCAUAGCCCUGGUGGCUGCUACAGCUGCUGUCGAGGCCCGCCUCAUGUCACGGGCGGCUACAUUCUCAUCGGGCGUGUCAAUGGUAAACAUGGCCGCUGAUAACCAGCAGAUCAACCUCCAGAUCGGUCUCAAGAUGCAGAAUAUCGAGAAACUCGAAACAAUGCUCAAGGAUGUUUCCGACCCCGACAGCCCCAACUACGGCAAGUACCUCUCAGCCGCCCAAGUCAAUGAGGUAUUCAAGCCCGCGGAGGCUUCCGUCGCCGCGGUACAGGCGUGGCUCGCCAAGGAAAACGUCAAGGACGUCUCAUAUACCGACGGCGGGCGCUUCGUCAACUUUGCGACGGACGUGGCGACUGCCAACAGGAUUCUCGGCGCAAGCUUUGCAUACUAUGACGUCCAGGGCUCUAUGAAGCUUCGAACGAAGGAGUACUCCGUCCCCGACACGAUGGCGCAACACAUUGAGCUUGUGACGCCAACAACAUACUUUGGAAACAUGAAAUCCGACCCGGCUUUUGCCAACCCUAUGCCCGCCGAUGCCGUUCCGCCUCCGUUGGCCCGUAGACAGGGUCAGAACCCUGGUGCCACUGCGAACUGCUCCAGGGCGUUUACCCCCGCGUGUUUCGAACUGGCAUACAACUACGGUGCCUAUCAGGCCGACCCCGCCGCCGGCAGUCGAGUUGGCUUUGCGAGCUUCCUCAACCAGUCUGCGCGCCAGCCCGACCUGACGGCCUUCCUGACCCGGUUCCAGUUGCCGGCGCAGAACUUCAAAAGUGUGCUUGUCAACGGUGGCCUGGACCACCAGGACCCCAAAGGUUCCAUUGGCGAGGCAAACCUCGACGCGCAAGUUAUGGCGGCCACCGUCAAGACCUUGCCCAUCACGCAGUUCAUCACCGGUGGAAAUGGACCUCUGGUCCCUAAUCUCCGCUCACCCAACCCGGCCGACAACCAGAACGAGCCGUUCCUUGACUUUUACCAAUUCAUGAUGACGCAGGAGAACAAAGACAUCCCCCAGGUGCUUUCCGUGUCGUACGGUGACGAUGAGCAGACGGUGCCAAUUGAGUACGCCACGCGCGUAUGCAACCUCAUUGGCAUGAUGGGCUUGCGUGGAGUCACCAUUUUGGAGUCCAGCGGCGACACUGGCGUCGGUGCCCCUUGCCGUGCCAAUGAUGGCAGCAACAAACCCCAGUUCACACCGACUUUCCCCGCUACAUGCCCGUAUAUCACUGCCGUUGGCGGAACCCAGGCUUUCGGCCCCGAGAUCACAUGGAUCGCCUCCGGCAGCGGCUUCAGCAACUACUUCAAGCAGGCGUGGUACCAGGAGGCCGCCGUCACCAGCUACCUCGCGACCGGCAUCUCGUCCGAGACCAAGAAGUACUACGAGCCCUUCGCCAACUUCAGCGGCCGCGGGUUCCCUGAUAUCUCUGCCCACUCCGCGAGUCCUCCGUUUCCCAUAGUCGCAGCAGACAGGCUCGUCGGUACCGGAGGAACCUCGGCCUCUGCCCCGCUUGUCGCCGGCCUCGUUGGACUACUCAACGACGCCAGAAUCCGCGUCAAUCAGCCGACCAUGGGCUUCAUGAACCCUUGGCUGUACAAGAGAGGAUUCCGUGGUCUCACCGAUGUGAAUGCCGGCGUUGCCCAGGGCUGUGGCGGUGUCGAUUUGCAAUCCGGAAAGCCGAUCCAAGGCGCUGGCGUCAUCCCUUUUGCAUCAUGGAACGGAACUCAGGGAUGGGACCCUGUGACGGGAUUGGGCUUGCCCAACUUUGAGCAGAUGAAGACGAUCGCUCUCAUGAAAUAA